AUGGACAGCGACCGCACCGCCACACUGCGAUCCACCCAGGAGACGGACCUCAGUCAACCGUGGUUCAGCGACGGCAACAUCACACUCAUCGCUGGCGAUAGUUCAUUCAGGGUGUACAAAUCCCUCCUUGCCGCUCAGUCGACAUUCUUUCGAGACCUCUUCUCCAGCGCAUCGGACGACGGUCUGCACGACUCUGACGGUCUUCCCGUCCUUCAGCUUCACGACGAUCCCGCGGAACUGUCUUGUUUUCUCCGCGCCAUCUUCGAUUCAAGCUUCUUCAAUGCGCAUCCAUCAGAUCCCAUACCAACCACUACCACUAUCGUCGUCGUCCUGCGUCUCUCGCACAAGUACGACGUCCGCCACCUCCGCCGCCGAGCUCUUCUUCACGCCGAACGCCUCGUCCCGGCGACUUACGCCGCCUUUCGCGCAGGGGGCUUCAUUAACAGGCCUGCUGACACGUUCUACCUCCUCGCCGACGUCGCCAUCGAGGUAGGAGCGGAUUGGCUCCUACCGGCUGCCCUGGAAGCGGGCUCGCGGCACCUGGUGUGGCUGCGCGAACAUCGGCAUACGUUCCAUGAAUACCAAGAGGUACUGGAACGCUGUGUAGCGGGGUUGAGCGCAAUACAACAGGCCGGGCACGACCGCCUCGCCCUCUUUGACGCCGCGGAUGCGGAAUGUGUCUGCCUUUCCAAACGCUGCCGCCGCACAUUCCAGAAAGUCAAGGCUCGCUACGCGUCUUCAUGUAUGCCCGCUACGGGGAUCGCCUGGCAGAAUAUUGAAGCGGAGUUGCGUGCCAGUGUGUGUGCGCAGUGUCGAGAGCUUUGGAGAGAGCGCGAUACGGAAUGGGCGAUCAAUUAUUGGAAUAGUCUUCCUGUCGUAUAUGGGUUGGGAGGAUGGGAUAGGCUGCAGCGGAUACGCGACGAGGAUCUUAAACUGGAUGAGGGCGAAGAGUAG
Molecule: messenger RNA, 954 nt
Organism: Schizophyllum commune H4-8
Lineage: Eukaryota; Fungi; Basidiomycota; Agaricomycetes; Agaricales; Schizophyllaceae
Exons: 2
Coding region: 1-954 (317 amino acids)
Molecular function (GO): protein binding
Source: RefSeq, a predicted model, not a curated record